Molecule: messenger RNA, 3029 nt
Organism: Vitis riparia (riverbank grape)
Lineage: Eukaryota; Viridiplantae; Streptophyta; Magnoliopsida; Vitales; Vitaceae
Product: probable disease resistance protein At5g66900
Exons: 5
Coding region: 328-2793 (821 amino acids)
Biological process (GO): defense response to fungus
Molecular function (GO): ADP binding
Source: RefSeq, a predicted model, not a curated record
CAUUCUCUAGUGGUUUGUCUACCUCUCUCAAUCCUUCAAAUCCUUCAAACCUGAAGCUAAACUUGGAAUUAGAUUUCUUGAGAACGAGAAUAAACCAAAGCUUCAAAUGGGUCUUCUAUGAUCCACCAUCUCAAUAUCUGUUUGCGUGGUGAGAAACCCAGGACAAGGAAAGGAAACUUGGAUUUUUAAUCUUUAUGGUUGGGGGUGUCUUGUUUCUGGAAACCUAAAACCGCAUUUCAGCUGAGCGCAAUUCUUGAUUCCCUUUUUGUUUUCAACGUAUUCUGGGCAAGCAGAGAGAACAGUCCUGAUUUUGGAGAUUAGAGAUUGAUGGCUUUGGAAACUAUCGGAGGGGUGGUGCUGGACAAAGUUAUAGGAGAAUUGAUAAAACCCAUUGUGGAUGGAGGAAAGAAGCAAGCUGCGUUCGGUGACAUCUUACAACGAGUCAAGUCCAUUAUCAAACUCAUAGGGCCGACCGUCCGUCAGAUCAAAAAAUUGAGCGCAGAGUUGGAUCGUCCAAAGGAGGAAAGUGAGAACUUAAUCCAACUGUUUGAUGAAGGCGAGAAGCUUAUUCAAAAAUGCUCUAAGCUCAAUUGGUGGAUGCCCAAUCGCUGGAAAUACGCCAAUAAGCUUACUGCCUUUUACGAGUCUCUUCUUCGCUUCUUCCGGUUCCAUAUGCCGCUGCAACAAUUGAUGACCAACAUGGAGAUUUUGGCCCAUCUGCAAUCUCAAUUCAGAUCUGGAACUGGUGGGGUUUCUGGUCAAAUGGGGUAUUUGGGUUCGGGAGGUAGUCGGGUUUCUGGUGAGAUUGGAUACUUGGAUCCUUGCAAUGCCCCUGACCCCCCUGAUUUUAUGGUGGGACUGGAUGUGCCUCUGAAAGAAGUGAAAAAGCGGCUGUUCAAGGAUGAUACAUCAGUGAUUGUGGUAUCGGCACCUGGAGGAUGUGGGAAGACCACACUGGUUCAAAAACUUUGUCAAGACCCGGAUGUUAAAGAAAAAUUUAAGGACAACAUCUUCUAUGUCACCGUGUCCAAGGUGCACAACCUAAAACUCAUAGUACGGAAACUAUUUGAACAUAAUGGUUUCCGGGUGCCUGAGUUUCAAACUGAUGAAGAUGCAAUCAACCAGUUGGAACAACUGCUGAAAAGCCAAGCAAGAAAAGCUCCUAUACUGUUGGUCCUCGAUGAUGUUUGGAAGGAACCUGAAUUCCCUCUUCAGAAGUUUGCAUUUAAAAUACCAGAAUACAAGAUUCUGGUUACAUCAAGAUAUGAAUUUCCAAGAUUUGGCUCUACCUACAAACUGGAAUUGUUGAAUGAUAAAGAUGCCAUGAAGCUUUUUCGGCACUCAGCAUUCCUGACAAAUGGGGAUUUCAUGCCAGAUGAAGAUUUUGAUGAAGAACUUGUGAAUGAGAUUGUGAAAAGGUGCGGGGGAUUCCCUCUGGCCCUCCAAGUCAUUGGCGGAUCACUCUGUGGGCAACCAGUAGAGAUCUGGAAAAGCAGACUGAUGGAAUUGUCCGAAGGUCAAUCCAUUUUUGAUUCUGCAGGGAAACUUGUUCUUGAUUGCCUCCAACUUAGCUUAACUUCCUUGGAUGGUAAGCAGAAGGAGUGCUUUAUGGACCUGGGUUCAUUUCCUGAAGACCAAAAAAUACCUGUCACUACUCUUAUAGAUAUGUGGGCAGAAUUGUACAAACUCGAUAAAAAUGGUGUGCAGGCUAUUUCCAACCUUCAUAAACUCUCCUUACAGAAUCUGCUCAAACUGGUAGUCACAAGGAAAGAUGCAUCUGAGGUUGAUGGCUACUAUGACGAGGCCUUUGUCUUGCAGCAUGACCUUCUCAGAGACCUAGCCAUACAUCAGAGCAGCCAGGAACCUAUGGAAAGACUAAUCCUUGACUUGAGUGGAAAUAAGCUCCCUGAGUGGUGGACUGAAGAAAAACAACCCUGCUUUAAGGCUCGGCUUCUGUCAAUCUCCACAGACCAAAUGUUCUCCUCAAGCUGGUGCAACAUGCAAGUGCCUGAAGUGGAGGUUCUGAUACUCAACUUUCAGGCAACGGAAAACUACACAUUCCCUAAGUUCAUGAAGCAAAUGGAUAAUUUGAAGGUCUUAAUAGUAACAAAUUAUGGUUCCAGUGCUGCUGAGCUGAUUAAUUUUUCAGUCCUCGGUUCUUUAUCCCGUCUAAAGAGAAUCAGGUUAGAGCAGGUUUCAAUACCAACCCUCUGCAACACCAUGGUAGAGUUAAAGAAUGUGGAGAAAAUAUCCUUGGUUAUGUGUAAGAUCAAUCAGGCUUUCAACAGUUGUGCCAUCCAGAUUUCCAACAUGUUGCCGAAUCUUAUGGAAAUAAAUAUCAACUACUGCAAUGACCUGGUGGGAUUACCUGAGGAGCUCUGUGAUUUAGUCCACCUAAAGAAGCUCAGCAUCUCCAACUGCCAUAAGCUAUCUGCACUGCCAGGAGGAAUCGGGAGGCUGGAAAAUCUUGAAGUGCUGAGGCUUCAUGCUUGCACAAAACUAUUGGGAUUGCCAGACUCAAUCGGAGGCCUCCACAAGUUGACUGUUCUUGAUAUUACUGGUUGUCUUCGGAUGGCGAAACUGCCAAAACAAAUGGGUAAGUUGUGUAGCUUGAGAAAGCUCUACAUGAGAAGGUGCUCAGGUUUGAGAGAGCUGCCACCAUCAAUCAUGGAUCUGAAGCAGUUGAAGAAAGUAAUCUGUGACACAGAGACGGCCGAGCUGUGGGAAGAGCACCAUUUCACCAAUUUGAAGAUAACAAUACCCGAAGAGACUAUUGAUUUAAAUUGGCUUUGAAAUUCUGGCUCCUGAGCAAACUUAACUUCACGAUAAUGCUGAAAUGCCUUUGGUGUAUCAUUUUGUUUUCUUGCCAAGCUAUUCUCCCUGUAUAAAGAGCCAUGUUCCCUUGCAGAAAGGGAAGCACUUUUUUUUUUUGUACGAAGUCAUGUGAACAAAUAAGGGAAGCAAUGUUGUAAUGAUUUACUUAUGUAAUCCACUUAAUGAAUAGAUUGUGUUUCAGUUUGAUUAUUGAA